CGAGAGCUACAAGGGGAGGUAAUGAACCAUCUGCUCGUCAGCCUGGGCUCGUAUGCCUGCAGCGUUGGGGACCUCAGCGAGGUGCUCAUUUCCCUCUAUGAGAAUACAGAGACCAGAUUCCUCAGUGAGAAGUUUGUGAUGCAUUUUGAUCGAGAAGGAAACCGCCUGGAGGGUGAUAAGAACUCUUGCGGCCUCUUCACAGAUUUGAGUGCAGAGGACACACAAAGAGAUCUCUACCUCGUUCUUCAGAUCUUUCGGAAGGGUCGUUUAAAGGAUGGAGGAAGUGUGAGGAGGCUCAAGCAGAGUUUGAAAUAUCGCAGGCCGUGGGGAAUUUCAGUGUUGAGUUUGAAAGAUUUGUAUCAGAUCCGGCCAGAGAAUGAGCUGGACUACUUCUUGAGAGUGCAUGUUGUGGACCCUAGUGAAACACAAUUCCACAGCCUGCAUGAGAGCCUCAUCAAGAAACAAAUGCAGAUGACCAGCCGUCUGGGAAUUUCAGAUAAACAGAAUCAGGGUAUCACGCUGUGUGUUCAGAUCCUCCAGGGAGAGCUCAAGACUGUGAAGAUGGAGAACCCGACCUUGUUCAGUCGCAACAUCGUCCCCACCCAGCGUAUGGGUUUCUCCGACUUCAUCAAUCCAGGUGAAGUUCGGAAUGAUCUCUAUCUGACCCUGAGCGGUGCGGAGGUUGACCGAGGGAAAAAGAAAGCCGCGAAGAAUGUGGAGGUCAAGGUGGCCGUGUACAACCAGGACUACGAAGUGAUCCCAGGAUGUAUACUUGGAGCCAAUGGGGAUCCUCUUGCCUCUGAGUUCUUCUCCUAUGUAUCAUAUCACAGCAAUAGCCCACAUUGGAAUGAAACCAUUAAGUUGUCCAUACCCAUUGAAAGAUUCAACACUGCUCAUAUACGACUGGACCUCUGGCAUUGCUCAAGUAACACAGAGAAAGUGCUAGUUGGGUUUGCAUUCCUGGAACUGACGGUGAAGGGUAACAUCACUCGCCAGAACAAGAAAUAUGAUCUUUGUUUGUACAAGUACGAUGAAAAGAAGGCUCCGAAGAAUUAUUUACGAUUGCCUUGUCUCCAUGAAAGCUCUGGUGUCCUGUCAACCCUCAUGCCUUCAAAGCCUGUCAAUUUGCCAGUCUCUCUCUCCACAAAGGAGUGGGUCACUGUUGAGACUUUCCUUUGCUCUUCCAAAUUUGCUCAGAAGUCGGAGUUGCUCAGUGUCCUCCAGUGGUCCUCCAAUCCUCGAGAAAACAUUCCACGCAGUCUAGAAAACCUGCUCACUCUCAAAGGACAGGAGCUUGUCAGGUAUCUACAAGACGUCUUGGAUGCCCUGUUUGACAUGCUCAGAUUGGAGGAUUCGGAGAAGAUUCCGUUUUCCAUGAACGUGUUUCAUGCCCUGGUGUAUAUAUUUUACUUGCUGCAAGAGGAUAUGUUUGAAAAGUUUGCUGUUGUGUUAGAAGACUACUUAGAGAAGUCUUUUGCUUCAACUGUUGCUCACAGAGAUCUUUUGAAAUGCCUGAAGAAAUAUCUGGAGACAGUCUACACCUGUACUGACUUUGAAGAAAAGGGACAAACUAAGAAAGUCUUUAAGGUUUUGGAAGAGAUCUUCAAGUUUGCAGUGAAGUCCAGUCUUCUUCAUCAGAGACUUCAUGGCACUGCACAAACUCAAGAAUUCUGGAAAAAUCUCAAAGAAGUCUUUGAAGACUUUGGUCGGGUGCUGAGUUCCUCGGAAAAAGAACUGAGAAAAUCCCAGGCACUGUUGCUGACAAACUUGCACAAAGCGUUCAUUCCGCUCCUCCACCUGUUGCCCACGGGAGACCUGGCCGAAAUGGUGGUGUUUCUGCUCAACAGGACUCACAAAGAAGCCAGUGGCUCUGUGCUCCGUGCCAAGACGCAGUUUGUGAAACAUUGCAUCAACUCAAAGCUGCUGCUGGACGCAGCGUCUCGUGAAAAGUUGCUACAUCUGUGUGUGUCUCACCUCAAGAGAUGUCUGAUCCACAAGUACAACCUGGCCCUCACGGCAAACACUCUGGGUGAUCUGCUCAGUGUGAUCUUUGACCUCAAGGAGACUACAGAUGUGAAGGAAGAGGUGACCCGCAUCAUCAAGGGCUUGUUUGAUGUGACUGUCCGCACAAUGUGGACUGUGAAUGAGGCGCAGAGGGAGGAGGCUGGGAGUUUGCUCAUCGCCUGCCUCACAGAAAUGCUGCGUUUGAUGGAUGUGACGCAUUACAAAAAACUCAUGAAUGGCUUUUCGAAACCAGAACCUCUUAGGGUACGAAUGUCAGUGUUGCUGAUGCCCCACAGCUCCUCAUCUCCCGCCUCCUCAAAGGACUUUUUGAAUCGAGUCCUGCAUGUGUUCCGGAACCUGGUGAUCUCUGAGGAUUUCCCGCCUGACUGGACCACGAUGAAGAUGAUUACAAACAAUGUGAUGCUGACCUCCAUACAGUACAUCGCUGAUGAUCUCACCAUCAACUUUCUCUCCGGGGGAAACUUUGAUCGAGAGUUGUGGCACAACUUCUUCCUGUUGGCUGUUGACUUCAUCACACAACGCGCCCUGCAACUUGAGCUUUACUCAGAGGCAAAGCGCAGCCAGAUUAAGGACAGGUAUGAUGACAUGCGGGUUCCCGUUGGAUUUCAAAUACACUCCUUGUGGAAUCAACUAGGCACAAACAAGCAGCAUCUGAUCCUUGAGAUUAUUAACCCAUUUCUGCGGGUGACCAUGGUCCCUCAGCAAGAGCUGCGCAAAGCUACCAUCCCCAUCUUCUUCGACAUUCUGCAAUGUGAGAUGAGAAUUCAGGGAAACCUCGGGCGGGUGGAGAAAAAGAUGUACCAGGAGCUUGACAGUCUGAUCCUGGAGCACCACGGGGACGCUGACUACAAGGAGCUCCUCAAGACCAUAUUGUUGGAGAAGUCCCAGUCGGAGCCCGAGCUGCAGGAGGAGGGGAAGAGGUUUGUCUUCUCCGUCACCGAUCUCCUGGAGAAACUGCUGGACUAUAGGACUUCUACAAAGACAGCCGCAAAGACAUGUACAUCCGCUACAUCUCGCGCCUGUACGAGCUCCACUACCACGCCAGCAACUUUGUGGAGGCGGGCCUCACCCUGAGACUCUACGCCCAGCUUCUGUCCUGGGGCUCCGGGAAUCUGCCGGCUGAGAUGAGCUACAGUGAGCAGACAGAGGCGGAGAGGAAGGAAGAGCUGUUGACCAAGAUUGUCGACUGUUUUGAUAAGGGAAAGGCCUGGGAAUACGGCAUCCCUGUGUGCAAAGAGCUGGGGGAACACUAUGAGAAGACCUUCCAGUACAAGAAGCUGGGACAGAUUCUGCAAAAACAGGCCUCAUUCUUUUACUCUAUUCUGGAGGGUAUGAAGCUGCGACAGGACCCUUCAUAUUACAGAGUGGCUUACUAUGGGAACACCUUCCCCGUUUUCCUCAAGAACAAAGCUUUCAUCUACCGCGGUGACGAGUGUCUGAAGUUGUCUACCAUCAUGUCUCAAGUGGUGACUGAGUACCCCAACGCCACCAUCCUUACCACAAACUCACCCAUCGAUGAAGCUUGCAAACACCAUGAUGCACAGUUCAUUCAGAUAGUGAGUGUAAAGCCAGUGCCUCAGGAGAGACCCGAGUAUGUGGGAAAGGAGGUCCCCAGUGAAAUUUCCUCCUUCUACCAAACCAACGAAGUGGACACUUUCCAGUUUGACCGACCCUACCAUAGAGAGAACAAGGAUAAGAACAAUGAGUUCAAGAGUCUGUGUUUGGAGCGCACUGUAUUGAAGAGCUCGUACAAGCUGCCUGGCAUUCUGCGCUGGUACGAGGUUGUCAACAUACAGGUCAUACAGCUGUGCCCUGUGGAGACUGCCACUGAUACCAUAAAGCAGAUGAAUACAGAGCUAAGGUUGAGCAUGCACAACGCUGUGACGAAUCCGGAACAGAACCUGCGGCAUUUGACCAUGAGACUGCAGGGUGUGAUUAGCGGGGCUGUCAAUGGAGGGAUACCCAAGUACCAGGAGGCUUUUUUCAAUGAUGAAUACACCUCUAGAUAUCCUGCUGAUGCUCAGUACAUUGAUGAGCUGAGGUCUUGCAUUCUUGAUCAGCUUCAAUUGCUUGACCGAGGACUGGGAGUCCAUGGGAAACUGAUCAGUUCGGAGAUACAACCGCUGCAUCAAAACCUGGUGGAAAUUUUUGCCAAAAUCAAGAGCAGCAUGGGAUAUCAGAGUCCUACUGCCAAACAGCGUGGCAGCUACAACUCUAUCGGCACCAACUCCCAGAGACCCAGCACUCCAAGCUCUACUUCUCUCAACUCGAGUAGCAGCAAUCGUUCAUCUGUCGUCUCUGGAAACGAUAUUUCUGCCAUGGAUGAGGACCAGUUGUAUGUGGAAACUCCUGAUGAGGAGAACCACCCUCCAUCUUUCCCUCCCCCUCCCUACCCUGACAAACGUCGCUGCAGUAGCUUGAGGGCGCUGACUCUCAGCAACUCCUCCUUCAAACUAGGGCUAUCUGCCCGCCCCCUCUCCGCCAUUGUCACCCCAACCUUUGCCACACAGAGUCCACCUCUGACUGUUGAAUUGCCCUUACCGAGAGAUGAUGCACCAGGUGGAAAACAAUUUGGAGUCCUGCCCAGGAAGCAGAGUAUUCCAUCAGAUCCGUUCGGUGCUCCUGGCCUGAAUUCAAGUAUUCCUGGUCACAGCUCUCCUUCCUUGGCCACACCAGAGAAAGCCCCGCCCCUUCCUGAUCGUCCAGUCAGGAGUCGAGAUCGAGGAAUGUCCAUUCAAGAAGAGAACAGGAACCGACCAGCGACGGAGAUACACAGAUCUAUGUCUGAACGGGUCGGUAGACAUCCAGUAGACCCUUCAACAACUUCCCCCAACGUCCCCCCACUCCCGGGCAAAAGGAACACAGGUCUCGAUAUGCAGUCCAACAUGUUUGGCGGGAGUGCUAGGAGCAUCACCAGCCUGGAUGCGGUACAGGAGCGGACGCCGACAGACUACAACGCCAACACCAUGUACACCUCAGCCGCCACACCACCAUUAAAUAUCUCCGGGCAGACUCAAACGAACAGGAGACCCCCCCCUCCACCCAAAUCGACAGUGGGUGGAGCUCCGCCACCUUUGCUCAUGCCCAAGCCGAGAAAUGCCACGCCCCCUGUGCGGUCCCCGGGAGGGGCAACCCCGGAUGACCUUGGUUUUGGUCCCCCACCUGUCAUCCCGUCUCGCACUCAGAAUACGCUGUCUCCGCCCCCUCCCACUACCCCCGGCAGCAAGACUCCUCCACCCAUUCCAAAAAGAAAGCCAUCAUCAACAAGUACUUAAGAGACUGAUUACUGAAAAAAUUAUUACUGUCUGAAAAAAAUUAUGCUUGCAUUAUUUUAUUUUUUUGUGUACAAGAGUAGCCAGCUUAGCGUCUGCUCUUAUUCUCAUCCUGACUGAAACUGAGACACAAACACGGACGCUUAAAGACAAAGACACGCACACACGCACACACACACACAUUCCCCCACCUGUCCACCUCCUUUCUCUCGAUGACUGGACUAUUGGGUUACCUAGUUAGUUUAUCUAUAGACAUUUAGGAAUGCAAAAUACAGUCAAAAUUGUCCAAGACAACCACCCAUUGUUGAGGAAAAAAUUGGUUGUCUUAGACAGGCGGACACGAGGACCGUGUCAUUAUAAUAUAAAUAAACUGCUGUAGGGUAAAUGGGAAGGGGUCACUUGUACAGGUAAUUGUCUUGGACAGGUGGCUGUUUGAGCAGGUUCUCCUGUUUUUCUUUUUCAUGUAGUUAUAGGAAAGGUUCAUGAUAUUUGUUUCCAAAGCGUACAGAGAUAAUUGUGUGAAGAUGAUGUUGUUACAUAUAGUAUGUAGGGGUAGAAUGACUUUCAUUGUUAUUAGAUCUGUCUUCUAUGAUGCUCUGACCCACAAGAUAAUUUGUGUCAGCUUUAUGAUUUAAGUUACAUUAAUAUUGAUCAUGGACAGAUGUGUGAAACUCCUUUCCAGUGCAAAAUAUUCUCAAGAUGUUUGUUAGCUUUUAUUUGUUUUUUUGGGGUUUUUUAAAAACAAAAAUUAGACUAGAUCUUUUCUUCAUAGUCACUACCGUAGAACUCGCUCGUAUCUACCACUUUCAUUGUAAAAUGAUGGGCUGAAUUAGCUAUUAGCUUUUUUGCAAUUUUACAUUUUACAGAUGCCUCCUUUUUCAUUCUUCUAAAUAACUGCUGCUUUGCUGUGUAAAUCACUUUUACAUGUCUUCCCUUUUCUAGUUUUGUCUACCAGUUACUUAUGUGAACACUGGAAAUACUCAGUGGUGAGCAGCAUUGUUUUAUUGGAAAUAAUUAACCAAUACUUUUAACAUUCUUAUUUUAUUAUUCUUCCAUUUUAUCAUUUAUUGGACGAAUAACUGACUGAAAUUAAGCAUUUAUACAUUUUUAUAAUAAACGUGUAAGCUCCUAUGGACAAUUACAGCAGCAUGAGCUUGUAACUUUGCUUGACUAUGGCAUAGGUCGACCUGAUACUCCCAUAUUCUGUAACUUUCAAAAGCAUUAUAAAUGUUUGAAAUAUAGUGCUCUUAAAAUGCAGACCUGUACAGUAGCCCUGUUAUGAUGACAGGGACCUGUAACUUUGGUUGAUUGGUAGUCCAUGAAUGUUGAUGACAUAGCAUAAUUUGUUCCCAGCCUUUCCUGUCUAGAUAGUUAUUUUUCAAGCCUUAAUAGGGAUAGUUUUGUACAUAGUGAGCUUAGAGAACUUUUUAUCCACAGCAACUGCACUGCCUGUGAAGAAAGUGCUUAGUGCGCCAAACUUACUUUUUGUCUCACUCAGAUAUAUUUACUUAUGUUUGAAAUGUGUGUUUAUAAACCACUCUUGCUUACAAAUUGUCAUAAUGUGCUCAUUUUAAAUGGUAAUUAGUUUGCUGAAACAAAAUUCUACACAAAGGUCACAGAGUUGUGGUGAGUUUUGAGUGAUCACAAAUUAAUGACUGAGAAUGAAGCUGAGAUUGUCUCACAUACACUUCUUUUGAUUAGACAGCAUUUCGUUUGUUUUAUACUGUGUGAAAAUUCAUAAUCCCUAGAAUCCUAUUUAUUCCACAGAGCAAAAAAAAA
Molecule: messenger RNA, 7076 nt
Organism: Aplysia californica (California sea hare)
Lineage: Eukaryota; Metazoa; Mollusca; Gastropoda; Aplysiida; Aplysiidae
Product: dedicator of cytokinesis protein 4
Biological process (GO): small GTPase-mediated signal transduction
Cellular component (GO): plasma membrane; cytoplasm
Molecular function (GO): guanyl-nucleotide exchange factor activity; small GTPase binding
Source: RefSeq, a predicted model, not a curated record